CCCAGUUCCUGAUUGCAGGGCGGGUGUGCUGAGCUCCUACACCUUCCCGGUCUCUGCAGAGCUUCCAUGUGAUCCUCAGUACAGAGGACAGGCGGGAGGGUCAGGAUGACCUAAAGGUGAGCUGGGCAAGCUUUUGAUGAUGGGCCUAAACUGCAGGUAGAAGACUCCCUCCUUUUGCACAGUAAAACAUGUAAACCAAGACCUGACGAACACAGAAGCUUUCCGUGGUUGGAUAUAUCUAUAAUCAUGGCCCAUUCAAAGGCCAGCGGAUCCUAUUAUGCCCUCACUGCGAUCGGAGUAGGGCUGUUGGUACUCGGCGUAGUGAUGGCCGUAUGGAACCUGGUCCCGGGAUUUGGCAGCAAUGAAAAUCCUGGCUCACCCCCAGGGAAUAGCAGCAAGCCAGAAACCCAUGGUGAAAUCAAUCUCAAGAGUAAGACUUUCACUGUAGCCUACGUCUUGGUGGGUUCAGGUAUAUCGCUUCUUCUGUUGGCAAUCUGCUUGAGCAUACGCAGCAAACAGAAACGACGCCCAAGCAUGGACAACGUACACGUCGUCCCGCAGGAAGUCACCGUUCCCCGGGGUAAUGAUGUGAGCCAUGAAGAACGCAAUUCCCCGGGGUACUCCGCCCCAAGCUACGAGGAAGUGAUGAGACUGGAAUAUGAACCUCGACAAACUGCAGACGCUGACAGAGACCAGAGAAUGAGCAUUACCCUUCCAUCCUACGAGUCCCUGAACGAACUGGACGAUUCAAUGCCAACUAGGCCCAACGCCGCAAAACCAGAAAGGACAAAUUCACGAUCAGGGAAAGAGAAAAAACCCUUAAACAUUCGGAGGAUCAAAUCGGACAAACUUCACCUGAAGGAAUUCAGACUUAACUUGGCCGGUCGUAGCAACCUGGCCGAAACACAGAAGAUCGAACCCAUAACGCCACCGCCGCAAUAUGACGAUAAACAGAUCGGGGAUCACCAGCCGAUCUAGACUUUUUCUUGUUGCUGUGAAAAGGAAUAGUUUGUAGUUUUAUCCUUUUUGAGACUAUUUUUAUACUGAUAUUUUUUUUUUUGUGAUAGACCAUUUCUUUUCUUUUUUUUCUAAUUAAGCAUUGCCUAAAUCAUGUAUUCUAGGUUGUGACUGACAGGGCCGCUCGCUGACAAUACCGCUGUAGGUUUAGUCAAUUUCCCUCUAUUUCUAUAUUUAAUAUGAUAUAUGACUGAAUAUUAGAGAAUCCCAGGUACAAGUGAUCCAUCGUGAGGUAAUUUUUUAUUUAUUUUUCUGGGGACUUCUGGAGCCAUUACUUUAUACAGGAACAUUACUUAAUACAGGAACCAUUACCUCAUACAGGAGCCAUUACUUCGCACAGGCCCGACAAGAAAAUGUCGAUUACUUGACCUGAACAGAGUUAACCAAGUUAUGAUGUCUUAGUUUGCAGCCUUUCAGCCAUUUCCUGGCAAACUGGCCACUCCCAGUUCCAUUUUCUCAUGAAUUUUACCUCAGAAAAUACAAUGGCUCCUCGGCUGUCUGUCACACCUCAGGGCAGUCAAUUUGGGUAUCAUUUAGAGACAGAAACGUUCAUGAGACGGCUCAUUAAAACCCACUUGCUCUCUGUAACAUAUGCAUGCUGGUGUGCGUUUUAUAGUUACAGUGCAUCACACUGUAAUUAUUUUUGUUCAGUUUUUUUUUUUUUUUAAAGGUUGGUUCACCUUUGCCAAAAAACUGCCGAUAAGGGGAGUCUGUAGAUAAAAACAAGCUGUGUAGCUCUGACUAAUUUUGAACAAUGCCUUUGCUAUAAGUGUGUGCCAUUUACAUACCUCAUGAAGCCUGCCUGGAAAACUUCUAGUACGUUGCUAAGGAUGUUUCUAAGACAUUCCCAGCUGUUACAGUUCAACAUCACAGAAGUAAGCGCUGAAAUGCCAAGCUCACGGGUACUGCAUCAUGGGAGAGAGCGCGCAUGUGAGGGAGUUUGAUACAGAGAAAAGCUCACUCGUGUGAUGAUGGAGAUUAACAUUACAGCUGGACAUAUCUUGGCAAUGUCCUAGGAGUUUUCCAGUCAGGCUUCAUGAGGUACGUAAAUGGCCUACACCUAUAGCAAGGGUAUUUAUUCAACUGUAGUCAAAGCUGCACAUUUUUUUUUUUUUUUUUUUUUAUUUACAGGCGACAUUUUUUUGGUAAAGGUGAACUAUGCCUUUAACUUUAUUGGAAGUGUAAAGUAAAAAGUCUAUGUACCACAGCACGUUGCAACGACAUGCUUUGCGCUGCUGUUGUAUUGCAUUUUUAUACAGCGCAGCGUUGUGGCGUAAACGGGGCCCAGAGAAACCGCUUUGGCGUUGAUCUGUGAUGCUGGAAUGAUAUGGUGUGAAGGAGUCCCUAUCCUAUCAGAUUCCAUGGCUCAUUCACACGGGCGCAGAUGGCGGUAAAAAAAAGGAGCACAUUUUUGCUCCCGGGACUGACAGCUGUUUGCAUACAGCUGCCUGUACAAAUCGAUGACAGGCCGCGGCUGUACGCUGGUAGCCGCACUUGCAAGUGUUUACGUGCGCCCCAGGAUGCAAGCGGCAUGCGUCCAGAGCUGCUCAUUAUUCUCUGUAUGCAAACAAAUGCUAAGAUAAGCGGUUACCAGCAUACAGCUACAGCCUGUCAUUGAUUUGUACCGGCGGCUGUAUACAAACAUUGCCAUUCCUGGGUUCAGAGAGAUGCUAAUUUAUUACAGCGUGUGAAUGAGCACCAUCAUGGCCAGCAUGCCCCCCCCCCCCCCUCAACAUGAUUUAGGCACCAUUCACACAGAAGGUGUUUAGUGCGUCCAGCCGCGAUCACCGCAGGCUGGAAGAACAGACGCAAGUAGCUGAGGUCGCAGACAGCCUAUCAUUGCAGUGUAUGGGCUCGGCGGCCGCAGCUGUGAGUUCCAUGUCAAUUAGUAGAUUCCUGCCGCUGUGUGGGUAAACGCCCAUGCGGAUGGUGCCCUAGAGCCUCAUGUACUAAAUACGAUUGGUCUUUAUCCAUUCCCCCCCCUUCUUUCUCAUUUCCCCUGAGCAUUCUUGGCUCAGGUGGUGUUUAAAGGCAACAGAAUCCAAAAUUCUCACUGCAAAUGCAAUCAAUAUUUUUGACCAACCCUUUAGCUGUGUUAUAC
Rana temporaria (common frog) is the source of this 3118-nucleotide messenger RNA. RefSeq names its product EF-hand domain-containing protein D2-like. The record is from RefSeq and is a predicted model, not a curated record. Bases 247 to 978 code for a protein of 243 amino acids. Gene Ontology annotation, molecular function: calcium ion binding. Lineage: Eukaryota; Metazoa; Chordata; Amphibia; Anura; Ranidae. The transcript has 3 exons.